Messenger RNA from Ipomoea triloba (trilobed morning glory), 1911 nucleotides. RefSeq lists its product as uncharacterized. The transcript is spliced from 2 exons. Gene Ontology annotation, molecular function: protein binding. Bases 108 to 1457 code for a protein of 449 amino acids. The record is from RefSeq and is a predicted model, not a curated record. Lineage: Eukaryota; Viridiplantae; Streptophyta; Magnoliopsida; Solanales; Convolvulaceae. Gene Ontology annotation, biological process: cell-cell adhesion.
CUCUCUAUCUAUCUUUCUAUCUCCAAUCACUCAUACAUCAAUCCUUUCUUCUUCCUCUUCAUCAAAUCAACGAUUGAGCUCAGAAUCCGCAGAACAAACAACACGAUAUGCAAGAAUGGCAAAAGCUCGCUCUAGUGGUGGUCUCAACCGGCGUUCUCGUUUCCGUUCUGAUCAUAAUUAUAAAAAAUUCCUGCCGGAGUCGAAAAAGCAGCGAUCUUUUGGAGGGAGUUGGGGGCGUCCAUCCCGUCAGCCUUCACCAUCUCGACAAAAAUGGCGUCAAGAAAACGGAUUACUUCGUUUGCCGGCGAGGGCCGCCGCCGCCGAAAUCCGUGUUCAGUUGGGCCGACCACCCGCUUCUCGUCACCGGCGCCGUCGAGAACGGGUGGUCGGAGUUUGGGUUCGCGGUUUGUGCUCCGCCGCCCCGGUUUGGCCGGAGAAUGGAGGUGGAGAUAAGCUGGGAGGUGUCUCAGGGGUCGCCGGAAUUUAUGCAGAAAAUCCAGUUCCGGCGAGAUUCCGGGAACUCGAAGAAAAUAAAGAGUGCUCCGUUAAUGGAUGAUGCUUUAGCUAUGGUGAAAACCGGUUUGCCUUUACCGGGCCCACCUUUAGGGAACUCGUCUUUCCCACAAGACGCCUAUUUUGAGAUCACAAUUUUGCCAUUUGACGAUCACGAAUUGAUGGGGAAGAUGAAGGAAGAUCAUCAUAGAUCAGAAGGGGAGAAAAUUAAGCUUAUCAGCAAUCAAUUUAACGCCAAAACAUCAAAUUCACUAUCACUGGUUCAUGUCGCCGGCAGUCACCUUCAAGAAAUCGGCGGCGAAGGAAAGGAAACGAAAAGGAGCGAUUUUGUUGCCUUAUCAAUAGGGUUAACCGCCGCCGCUGUUCCGUUUAAGCUUCCGGGGAACUAUCCUGGCUCCAUUGGUUUCAAUUCUAAUGCUUCUGUUUUUCUUGAUGGGAUGGAACUAGUGCAUGACUCUGAAACAGAAGAAUGGGGGAAGCCAGAGAAAGUGAUAGGGUGUGGGUACAAUCCAGCCCAAAAGAAAGUGUUCUUCACAGUGGACUCACAACUGGUGUAUGAAAUCCACUGCAAAUCAGAGGAAUUUGGGAGCCCACUUUACCCCAUUAUAGCAGCAAAUGCUGACAUUAAUGUUCUGGUAAACAUUGGCCAAAGUCCCUUCAAAUAUGCCCCUGCAAAUCUGCAAAGAACCCCAAACCCAUGCUUCAUUUCCCAUCUGCCAACCAAUUCUCCAUUGCUAGGGUAUGAGGACAGCAAAGAGCUUUUCUCCAUGGGGAGGAUAGAUUCUGAGUGGUUGAAUGCCAAAAGCAACACCACCACUGUGAAUAGCCUCAAGCAGCUUGAAUAUGACCUGGAAUCAGAAGGGGAUUUGUUUGAGAUAAUCUUGGAUGGUUCAGGAAAAUCCCCCCGAGCCACUUUAGACUCGGGGCAACCUCGGCCAAGUUGAUCAGACUGUUGUUUCGGUAACAGCAAGGUUACAAGUUCAACAACUCAACGAGAACUGCCUAUUAACUUUCUUGGUUUGCAGGCUAAGGUGAAAUAUACCCGGUAUACAUCCUUGGAUUAUGGCUGCAGGUUUCCCUCGUCAGUCAAAAAAAAAAACCAUUAUACUCAAGAAAGAACAUCAUCAGAUCUUGAUUAUGAAAUAUUGGUUUUGUACUUUUGUUUUAGUUUUCCUUCUGUUUUUUUGGUUGUAUAUGGGGGCAACUAACGCAAUUUUGGGAGAUUAAUUAGCAUUCAAGAUGAACAUAAUCUGUAGAUAGGCAUCAUAAUGGAGCUUUUUGACAAAAAAACAUGUUCUUUGUCAGCAGCAAAAACUGUGUGGGAAGAUGCUAGUUUCUUUCGGGAAACAGUACCUAAUAAUCCUAUAUAUGUCAGCUUCAGAUCAGUUUGUUGUGCUC